UAGAAUUCAUUGAGUUCGAGAUUUCAAACAUGUCUACCGCGUUAAUGGCUUAUUUAGUGUGAAAUAAUCGUUAAUAUUUCGACAAAAAUGUGGUUUAUUUAUAUAUAAAUAGAAUGGGACAGUUUAGAAAUGGGUUGACUCUUAAAUAAUCGAGAUAAAGUCGUUUAUAUAAACCCCGUUUUUUUUUUUUUUUUUUUUUUUUAACUUUGCCAGACGACAUGCUACCGUCGUCCGGUUACUUUCAAAGCGUUAUUUGUCCGUUUUUUAACAGUGGAUUGUGCGAAAGGCCCCAUUGCCACUUCAGACACGUCAAGAAAGAGACAUUUGGAAAAUCAACAUUUAAUACGUUAAUUGAUGAAUCCCUUAUUCGAAAUGCUAGAGAAGAUGGAAGAGAGCCAGAUAUACUUGAAAUGGUGGAUAAUGCUAUUAAACAAGCAGAGCGUGACGUAGAACGAAAUAAAGCUGUACUUGAGGCUACCAGUGCAUUAAGUAGCAAGCAAUAUGAAAGUGUUGCUCCGGUUAUUUAUAUUCCAACUCCAAAGUCAUCUGUUCCUACAUCUAGAUCUGUAUCCCAUGUUGAACCAAAGAUUUCAAAGAGCUCUUCUAUUCCUCAGUAUCAUCCCACACCUAUUUCAAAAUUGAAGAAAUUGCAAAAACAGUAUGAUCCAGUAAAUAAUUUUUCAACGCCAGUGCAACCUGUAAAAAGAAAAAAACAUAGUGAAUAUAAAAUUUCUGAAGCUAAAUAUAUAAUAAGUGGUAAAGAAUCUUCUGAGGAAGAUGAUGGUUACAUACCAAAAAAAGUUAAUUUAAGUGAAAAUAAAGAAGUAGAUAUACAAAAAGAAAUUUGCAAAUUUUCUGAAAGUGAUGAUGAUCAAGAUAUAACGGCAGAGUUUAGUGCUAAUGAUAGCGAUGGUGAGAAAGAUGAUAUACCAAAUAUAAGUGAGAGCAAUAAAUCAGUUGAUAUACAAAAUAAAUUAUUGGUAUCAGAUAUACAAACUAAUAAUACGUUAAAUAGUCAAACAGAAGAAAAAUCUCCUGUAAAUAAAGCAAUAAAUGAGUUCAGUUUAGUAGAUAAAAUAUUGUUAGAAAGUAAAAAAUGUGAAGAAAUUAUUAAUAAUUCAAAAAAUAAAACAGAUAUAAUUUUGUCUAAUAAAUUAAGUAUUGACAAGAGUGACAAAAUUAUAAACAACAGCAAAAUACAUAAUGAAAAAAGUCAUAAUCUCAAUAAAGUAAAACAUAAAACGGAAAGACAUGAUGAAACUGAUAUUAAAUCUAAAACAUUAAUAAAGAAAAAAUCAGAAACUGAUGAGUCUCUGCAGAAGAAAAAUCAUUCUGAUAGUAAAUUGAAUAAAGAAAAGAAAUCUGAUAAACAUGUCGAGAAAACGGUUAAAUUAAAAACUGAUAAAGCACAAAAACUUCCUGUCACAGAAGCAAAGCAUAAAGAAAAAACUAAAUCUCAUUCAUUUUUGAAGGACACUGAAGUGAAUUCAGUUGCAAAAUCUAGCAAUAAAAAACAUGCUGAAGACUCAAAAACUAGAAAAGAUGUUUCAAAUCAUAAAAGUCCAAGGAGAGAUAGGUCUGUAAGUAUAUCAAGUAAUGACGUAUCAGAUGAUACAAAAAUAAAAGAAAUAAAAACUGAGAAAAAUUCAAAGAAAAUAACAGAAGGAAACACUAAAAUUUCUAAAUCUGAAGCUGAAAGUAAAGGAAAGGAAGCAAAAGAAAAUAGCAAAGCUUCCAAAUCUGAAAACAAAGGAAAAGAAAUAAAAGGUGAGAAAAAUUCAAAGAAGAAAUUAGAAGAAAGUAAAUCCUCGAAACAUGCAGGAAAGUCAAAAAGUAGUGAAAAAAUUGAAUCAUCUCAUAAAAAAUCUAAGUCAAAAGAUACGUCUAAGACUGAUAAAAAGGAAAAUGAAAAUGAAGUUGACAGCUGUAAUUUUUCUAAUACUAAUUUUGAUAUCUCUGAUGUUGCAAUAGAUCUUGAUAGUGAUUUAGAUGAACAUGAUACAUAUGAAGAAUGCUGGAAGAUAUUUAAUGAAGAGAAUGAAAAAAAAGAUCCUCUAUCGGAAGAAGCUAAUUUAAAUAAAAUUCGUCAAAUAGAAGAAUCUAAAGUGAAAGAUGAAGAAAUAGUCAUAUUAGGAAAAAAACGUGUUGCACAUCAACCAUCUCUUUCAAGAACUGUUUCAAAUGUAACUACUACACGUUUGUCACCGGGCCAAGUUCUACAUAAUAGGUAUUCUAAAUUACAAGAGAUGUAUCGUAAUGCAGACAAGACCGAAGAAAAGAAGGCAAAUAGUGCAUUUUUAAGCCGACUAACACAGUUUGAAGUUGGUAAGAAAAGAAUUGCUCAUGUUCCAAAUGCAUCUCUUUUGGUAGCAGCUGCUGAGAGACAAAAGUUAUUGAAUAAAACUCUCACUGUUACUGCUUCUACUAGUGCAACCACAGCAACGACUGUGGCAAAGGGAGAAAGAAGGAUAGCUCAUGUUCCCAUAAUGCUUAAAAGUAAAAGACCAGUCAUUCCUGCUGAAUAUGGAAGUAAAGUGCCUUGUAACAUUCGGCAGCGGUAUCUGGAAAACUUUAUUGAUGAAUGCUUGAAAUUUUGUGAAAAUGAAGAGCAGGCAUUUCAAGUUGCUCUUGAAGAAGAAAAGAAUGCCUAUAACAGAAGUUCAAAUAAAACUGUUUACUUAAAUGUUGCAGUGAAUACACUUAAAAGACUUAGAAAUAAAAGACCAAUAAUAGAUAUUAAUUCUGAAGAUAAUUUGGAAAGUAAGAGAUCAAAAUUAGUUGAUAGUAAUUUAAAUAAGACUAUUUCACAUGAAUAUGUUUUGGGUGGACCAAAAGCUGCAAAAACCAGCUUUAGUAUUGAAAGAAGAAAAGUAGUAAAAAUUGAUGAUGACAUAAAGGGCAAAAAACUAUACAAUUUAUUGAAACCUUAUAUUAUGACUGAGAAGCAGUUAGAGGAAAAUGGUUUUCCACGCUUGGAUCCAGCUAAUCCAGGAAAAGCAAUUAUUACAAAUUCUUACCAGAAAAAGCCAGUUUGCAAUAAUCCUUUAGAAAGAACCUGCUGUCGUUGUCAAACAAAAUAUCGAGUAACGGUGAAAGGAAAAUAUGUUAAAGAAGAAGAAUGUAUUUAUCAUUGGGGUCGUUUAUGGAAACGGAGAAUUGCAGGAGCUAUUGAGAGUAGAUAUUCCUGUUGCCAAGGUGAUUCUUUAUCAGAUGGAUGCUGUGUUGCUAAGGGCCAUGUGUUUGAAAAUAAUGAAACAGAAAAUUUGUCUGGUUAUGUGAAAACAUUGAUUAAAUCUCCUCCACCUGAUGACAAUUACGGAACCUAUGCAUUGGAUUGUGAAAUGUGUUAUAGUACAGCUGGUGUAGAAUUGGCAAGGAUUACAGUAAUUGGUCCAGAUCUGAAACCUGUAUAUGAAACAUUAGUUAAACCAGAACAUGAGAUUUUGGACUUAAAUACUCGAUUUAGUGGCAUUAAUGAAGGUGAUCUAGAUAAGGUGUCGACAACUAUAGAAGACGUUCAAGCUGUUCUACUUAGUUUAUUUAAUAGUAACACCAUUCUUAUUGGUCACUCUUUAGAAAGUGACUUCAAAGCAUUAAAACUAAUUCAUAGCACUGUAGUAGAUACGUCAGUUGUAUUUCCUCACAAAAUGGGUCCUCCCUACAAGAGAGCACUGCGCACCCUAAUGGCAGAAUAUUUGAAUAAGAUCAUUCAAAAUAGCGUUGAUGGACAUGACAGUCAAGAAGAUGCUCUAGCAUGCAUGGAAUUGAUGCUGUGGAAGAUAAAAGAAGAUGUAAAAAAGUCACUGAGGUGACAGAUUUUAUUUUGGUUGCAAAACUUGUGGAUCCAAGUUGUCCAGAUUAAGCAGCCACAUCUCAUGUAAAUAUUUUGAUAAUUCAAUACUUAACAUAAACGUCCAUAAAGUUGUUUCUGUAAAUAUCUAAGUUGUAAAAUUUGUUUUUCACUGUAUUACUAUCAACAUUAAAUAGGUCACUUUUUUUUUAUAA
Molecule: messenger RNA, 4005 nt
Organism: Centruroides sculpturatus (bark scorpion)
Lineage: Eukaryota; Metazoa; Arthropoda; Arachnida; Scorpiones; Buthidae
Product: RNA exonuclease 1 homolog
Exons: 15
Coding region: 219-3812 (1197 amino acids)
Cellular component (GO): nucleus
Molecular function (GO): nucleic acid binding; metal ion binding; exonuclease activity
Source: RefSeq, a predicted model, not a curated record